Molecule: messenger RNA, 1938 nt
Organism: Nakaseomyces glabratus
Lineage: Eukaryota; Fungi; Ascomycota; Saccharomycetes; Saccharomycetales; Saccharomycetaceae
Gene: MET12
Product: methylenetetrahydrofolate reductase (NAD(P)H) MET12
Biological process (GO): tetrahydrofolate interconversion
Cellular component (GO): cytosol
Molecular function (GO): methylenetetrahydrofolate reductase [NAD(P)H] activity; FAD binding
Source: RefSeq, a predicted model, not a curated record
AUGUCGAUCUGUAAAACUUUCAGUGAUCGUGAUGGUCCUCUGAUAUCUCUGGAAUUUUUCCCCCCAAAGACUGAAUCAGGUAAGAGGAACUUACUGGAGCGUAUGGAGAGAAUGUCAGCACUGGAUCCUUUGUUCAUAACUGUGACAUGGGGUGCCGGCGGUAGCACUUCUGAGAAGACACUGGAGUUGGCACAGAUUGCACAGCGUGAUCUAAAUGUGCCUAUCUGUAUGCAUUUGACCUGUACAAACAUGGAUACCACUCUCAUCAAGGAAGCUCUGGACGCAUGUAGAUCAUAUGGUAUUAAGAAUAUUUUGGCUCUUCGUGGUGAUGCUCCUAUCGAGGACCAAUGGGAUGAUAAGACUAUUAAUAGUUCUGAAGGACCUGAAUUUAGAUAUGCUGUUGAUCUGGUAAGAUAUAUAAAGGAAAACUACGGUGAUGAGUUCUGUAUCGGUGUCGCAGCAUAUCCCGAAGGACAUUGUGAAGGCGAGGCUGAGGGUAAUGAACAAGAUCCUCUGAAGGACCUGGUUUUUUUGAAAGAGAAGAUUGAUGCAGGAGCGCAAUUUGUCAUAACUCAGCUAUUUUAUGAUGUAUCAAAAUUUUUGGAUUUCGAAAAAAUGUUCAGAGAGCAAAUAUCUGAAACUAUUCCAGUCUUUCCCGGUUUAAUGCCCAUUAACUCUUUCAGUUUAUUCCAUAGAGCGGCAAGACUGUCUCAUGCAUCCAUUCCGAAGGCCGUGUUGGAUAGAUUCCCACAGGAGAUCCAAAACGAUGAUGGUAUUGUCAAAUCAAUUGGUGUGGAUGUUUUAAUCGAUAUAAUUGAAGAGAUAUACUCGAAAACUAAUGGUAGAGUGAAGUGUUUCCACUUUUAUACUUUAAAUUUGGAGAAGGCGGUAGCUCAAAUUGUUUCCCAAUCUUCUACUCUAUCAAAAAUAUUAGAAGAGAGUGAUAAUGAAGAAGAUCAAGUAGUAUCACAGGAUGAAGAUGGUGAUAUUGUAUUAGUUGAUCAACAUGAAGAGAAUCCAUUAAAGUUUAAGAGGCGUAGGCAGUCAAGCUCUGUCUCUGCUGAUGUAAUCUUCAAUAGGGCAAUAAUAAACCGUGGAAAAACGGAUAGAAACGAAUCAUCAGAAUUAGCAUCAAAGAAACUAGUUGUUUCUAUUUCUAGAGGCUCAGGUGUUCUAGGUAGAGAUGCUACUUGGGAUGAAUUUCCUAAUGGUAGAUUUGGUGACUCUAGAUCACCAGCAUAUGGUGAGAUUGAUGGUUACGGACCUUCCUUGAAAGUCAGCAAUAAAAGAGCUUAUGAAUUGUGGGGAUCACCAACUUCUAUUAGAGAUUUAAAGGCUGUUUUUGUGAAGUAUUUAGAAGGCUCAAUACAGUCGUUGCCAUGGUGCGACUUAGGCCUGUCACCUGAAACUGCAUUAAUUCAGGAAGAACUAAUUCAACUUAAUUACAGAGGAUAUUUAACUCUGGCAUCACAGCCAUGCACUAAUGCGUCUUCAAGUACCGAUAAAAUAUUUGGAUGGGGUCCUAGCAAAGGCCAUGUUUAUCAAAAAGCAUUUAUUGAAAUGUUUGUGCACCGACAACAAUGGAAAACAAUACUUAAGCCUAAACUCGAUUAUUAUGGCCGCCGUAAGUUUAGUUACUAUGCGGGAGAUUCAAAAGGUUCUUUUGAAACCAAUUUGGACCCUCAUAGCUCUAAUGUUGUUACGUGGGGUGUGUUCCCAAACAGUCAAGUUAUUCAAACUACAAUAAUUGAAGAAGAAUCUUUUAAAGCCUGGAGAGAUGAGGCCUUUAGUAUUUGGUCUGAAUGGGCCAAGUUAUUUCCUAGGAACACACCAUCCAACACUUUAUUAAGAGAAGUACAUUCCGACUACUAUUUGGUUUCAAUUGUACACCAUGAUUUUAUCGAAACUGAUGAACUAUGGGAUCUAUUGUUAGACUGA